Etheostoma spectabile (orangethroat darter) is the source of this 2621-nucleotide messenger RNA. RefSeq names its product protein tyrosine phosphatase type IVA 2. Gene Ontology annotation, biological process: protein dephosphorylation. The record is from RefSeq and is a predicted model, not a curated record. Lineage: Eukaryota; Metazoa; Chordata; Actinopteri; Perciformes; Percidae. The transcript has 8 exons. The coding region runs from base 1104 to 1610 and encodes 168 amino acids.
CAGGAGAUAGACUGCAUAGUACCGGAAAUGUACUUAAAAAAUAAAAUGUUCAUGAUUUUUCAAAACAGAGCAAUGCGUAUUUAAAAAACAUAAGUUUCAUUAUUAAAGCCUGCGACCGGAAGUGUUGUUGUUUAUUGUCACUGACUCGACAUUUUAUGUUCAACAUGCCUCCAUGCAGACUCUUCUCUGUCAUUAGCUAGAAGCAUCUGGAUUUUACGUGGAACUCCUGCGUUUUCAGGUUAGCAGCACGCUAGCGGGCCGUUGUCAGCCAGGACCCAGAAAAGCAGCAUCAUCAUCAAUGGUGUGUCUACAUCCCGGAGCCGUCACAAUUUCCUGUGUCCGCUCAAUGAACCAUCUCCUCAGCUCUCAUCACAGCUGCACAUGUAUGGCGUUUGCGAGGCUCGGAGGGGAGUUUUGCCAAGCCCAGCACCUACUGCUUAUUGUGGACAAGUGAACAGGAGAUACCAGCUAGGAGCAAACACUGCGAUUGACGUGUACAGAUCCUUACUGCCAUCCUGUUCAACCCAUAUGAAGACAAGCCAACGUUCAGCCUGUCACCUGUCCUGGGGCGUAGGAGAACCUUUAGUUUUAUCCCAGGAUUUACUCACAGCUCUUCUCCUUGCCUGUGUUUCCUUUCUUCUUCUACUCUGAUUUGUACAAGUCUUCUCUGAAUGGGCUAGCAAAUUUGCAAAAAAAGAAGGACAGGUUUUUUUUUUUUUUCUGUCUUCAUUUUUUUUGCGUCUUUUUUUUUUCCUGGACUUUGGGCGUCCCUUCUGCAGUCUUUUUGAUCCCAAAUGUGCUAGAGUUUAAUUGAUUUUAACCAAGCCAAUUUAAUUUUUUUCUUCUUUGCCAAGAAAAUAAAUUAUAAAUAAAUAAAUAUUAACAGUCAUUGCACAUAAAUCAUACAGAUUAGUUAGGGAAAUUAAUUGAAGUGAUUUUUAUUUUAGCAAAAACAAUUUUUAUUUUUCCUUUUUUAUUUUAAACAAUCAAAAUCCUUUCACGUUGAUUCCUUUGGAGAGACUUCUGUUGUUGUUACUAUCAUUUGGAGCACAACAUAUUUUGGAUCUUUUUUCCUAUUCUGAUAAACCUUUGAGGGUCUAAAAAUGAACCGACCAGCUCCAGUGGAGAUCUCUUAUGACUGCUUGAGAUUCCUCAUUACACACAACCCCACCAAUGCACAGCUGGGAAGGUUUAUAGAGGAUCUGAAGGCAUAUGGAGUAAACACCCUGGUGAGAGUGUGUGCUGCUACAUAUGACAAGACACCAGUGGAACAAGAAAGUAUACAAGUCCUAGAUUGGCCAUUUGACGAUGGCUCUGCCCCCCCAGAACAGGUGGUCGAUGAUUGGCUGGCCCUGCUGCAGACAAAAUUCCGAGAGGAGCCUGGCAGCUGUGUGGCUGUGCACUGUGUUGCCGGAUUAGGACGAGCUCCUGUGUUGGUGGCCCUGGCUCUAAUUGAGUGUGGGAUGGAAUAUGAAGAUGCCGUGCACUUCAUAAGACUGAAGCGUCGUGGAGCGUUCAACUCCAAGCAGCUGCUGUACCUGGAAAACUACAAACCUAAGCUGUGUCUGCGCACCAAAGAUGCCAACGGACAGAGCUGCUCCAUACAGUAGGAAUCUCCAACCCAUACAUCUUCACUGCAGCUUCAUAGGAGACUUUCACCUUUGGCUGUUAAAUGGAAAGUUAACAUGUUAUGUCAAAUUUCUGAAAGUCUUCUAAAAGAUGUACAGACAUCUCAUUUUACAUCAUAAAUGAGCUCAAAGUGGAGUUGUUAAAUUUAUUUUGUUGUUUCUGCUCUAUGGUCUGUGACCUCACCUGAAUAUGUAGCAACCAUACACACAUACUUAGCCCAUUAAAGGGAAACCCCACAGUCAAGUAGAAUUCAUUUCAACUGUCGUCACUGUGAAUUCAAGCUUGUUUGGUUAUAAAAGUUAAAAACAUUUAUUCCAAAGGUUACUUUCUCAAUUCACUGUUACAUGUGCAGCUACAAUAAAUGCUAAUAACAGACUUGAUUUGAUUUAAAUGUACUUGGAUACAUCACUUCAGAAUACACAAUUUAGUGCAAUAUAGUUCAUGAUAGAGCGGCAGCAUACAGUAUGUGAUAUUAGUCUUCCUGCUAACAAUUUAGCAUAGUUGAUAUUGAGUUGAAUUGAGGUAUUUGCGUGACAACAGUUGAGAAUGUACUGUUGUCUGAUAGGCUCCAUGCACACACAGGAACAUUUACUAUUUAAGAAGGUAAAUAAAUAAGAUAGCAUUUAUUGAAGUAGGAGUGAGCUUUUAGUGAUACAAUGUUGGUGCCCUGGGUUUUCGUCGCUGUUAAACAUGUAAUAAUGGGGCAAUCUCCUGUGUGGAGCCAACAUGGCUGCCGUUGAAUCCAGUCGCCAUAGUUCCUUGUCUAUUCCCGGAUCUGUACCUACUUAGCUCACUGGUCAGCUGCUGUGUUUGUAAGAUGCUGUUGGGUUUUUUGUGAUGUUAUAAUUUUUCUAUAGGUUUUCUUUCCCUGUGCCCUACCUAUUUGUACUUGUUUAUUUAUUGAUUCCACAGUGUUUCUUUGUGAAAUGUCUGUCUGCUAGGAAAACACAUCUAGUGGUCUUGUUGGAAAAUUAAAGUGUUUAGUAAUGUAA